AUGUCCCCCUUAAAAGUCGCAGUCGUUGGUGCCAACGGUAAAGUUGGCCGUCUGUUGUUAAAUCAGUUAAAGAAUAGUAGCAGUUUCUCAACACCUUUAGCCAUUGUUAGAACGCAGGAACAGGUUGAGCAUUUUAAGGACAAGGUGGGUGUCGAUGCAAUCUUGACAGAUAUAGAAAAUGCCUCCGUCAAUGAGAUUGCUGAUGCCAUCAAGGGUUACGACGCCGUGGUAUUUAGUGCAGGCGCGGGCGGUAAAGGUGUUGAAAGAAUCUUCACUGUAGACCUAGAUGGUUGUAUAAAGGUGGUUGAAGCCUGUGAAAGUGCUGGCGUCAAGAGAUUUGUUGUUGUUUCGGCUCUUAAGGCAGAAGAUAGAGAUUUUUGGUGGAAUUUGAAGGGUCUGCGUGCGUACUACAUCGCAAAGAGAUCAGCUGACCGUGAAGUAAGGAGGUCUAAACUGGAUUACACUAUCUUGCAACCAGGUUCACUGGAAUUAAGCGAAGGCACAGGCUUGUUGCAACCCUUGGACAAAUUAGAAGAAAAGGCCUCUGCUUUUUACUCUAUUAAUAGGGAAGAUGUAGCUUCUUUUAUUACACAAAGUUUGCUACAUCCAGAUGCCACUGUGGGAAAGACUAUACCGUUGGCGAAUGGAGAUGAACCAAUCGGAAAAUUCAUUCAAAGCUUGUAG
Saccharomyces eubayanus is the source of this 684-nucleotide messenger RNA. RefSeq lists its product as uncharacterized. The transcript has a single exon. Lineage: Eukaryota; Fungi; Ascomycota; Saccharomycetes; Saccharomycetales; Saccharomycetaceae. The record is from RefSeq and is a predicted model, not a curated record. Bases 1 to 684 code for a protein of 227 amino acids.